Durusdinium trenchii is the source of this 1426-nucleotide messenger RNA. The record is from the annotation of a GenBank genome assembly. NCBI's taxonomy places the organism in Eukaryota, Dinophyceae, Suessiales, Symbiodiniaceae.
AUCACAUCGAGCAGAGCAUCACUAAGCCUCGGGUUGCUUUGUCCCAGAUGUUGCCUGGCCAGGGGUGGUAGGAGCCUGGGUUUCCUAUGGCCAGAGGUGUUCAGAAAUGUUUGCGCUUGGCUGUGGCCACCGUGGCCUUGACCGCGCUGACACUCUUGGUGAGUCCAAAAGAGGCGGCCAUCCGAAACUACUCUCCUCCGACAACGCUGCCAAAAAGCAAUAUUCCAGAUCCUAAUGCGCCACAAGGCCCUUUGCGGAUCCCAGGCUAUGAGCUUCGGAAAGCGUACGCUGGAGCUGCUUGGCGUCGAGGGCCGGCCCUAGUGGAAGAGGCAAAAAGAAGAGUCGAUCCUGGAAUGCCUCCACUAGAAGAAAGAGUGUUCCUUGUUACAGGAGCAACAAAAGGUCAUGGCCUAGAGACUACCGCGCGCCUUCUGGACGCCGGAUGUACGGUUAUCAUGCAUGGCAAGAUCGAAGGACGUUUGAGAAAGUGGGCCCUGGACAUGGGUGAGGCUUUCGAGACGGACAAGAUCGAUCCCGUGCUUUGCGACCUCAGUGAAUCCGAGGAAGUCGAGGCUUUGGCCAAUCUUAUUGCAGAGAAACAUCCCAGAAUUCAUGGGAUCUUGCACAAUGCUGCCACAAUCGAUGGCAAGUUCACUGGGAAACGAAAGUACACCUGGAAUUACAAAAUGGAGCAUACCAUGGCGGUGAACGCGAUUGCACCAUUUCAGUUGACAUCUCUCCUGAUGCCACAGCUAAAUGCCGCUGGCAGCGCACGCGUGAUGUUUUCCACGUCCCCUACGAUGAGUGGGGACAACUAUCUUGAUGACAUCAAGUGUGAGAGAUACUGGACCGGUCUGCAUUCAUACAGACUCAGCAAGUUGUGCUUGGAGAUGGUGGCCAAAGAGAUGCAUUUGAGAUACGGAAAUGCGCCGAACCUCACUUUCCACAGCUUUCAUCCAGGAUCUGCGAACACCAAACUGAUGCGUCAGGGAGCUGCUGCGGGUACCGGAAGAAAACUGCAGCGCAACAAGAAGGUUCCCCAUGACCAACCCAGCUAUUUGCCUACACCUAGAUCACGGAAAACUUCCUUUUUUGCAAUGGUCGAUGACGUUUACCAACGGCAAAGUUGGGCUCUCAGACCCUUUGACGACUCCAAGACAGUGACAACACAACGGAGCUAGUCUAGACCCGACACUCCCCUUGUGCCAUGAUCGAAACAUGAUUGACAUCAAACUGCUCAAGGCGGGACUUUUGUGAGUGAUGGCAAUGUUAAAUCAAAGGCCAUUGAUGAUGACAAAGCUCGGGCAACGCUUUGGGAGGAGUUCACAGAAAUUUCUGGAGCAAAAUGGCCUGAGCCACAUGGUUCGCUUCCUGAGCCACAAGAUGCCACAUCAGAACUCUUGGAGGCAUGAAGGAAAAGGAGAGC